AUGCCAGAAAGGAGUACUGAGACUAAUGUUGUACUGGAGAAGCUACGGGCGGUGGCUUCAAACCGCGAUUGCUGGCCAUUCCUCGAGCAGGCGGUAAACUCAACGGAUUCGCGUACAUUUGUGGAGGCUGACUUAGAAGGUUGGAGGAGAGAAUAUGAUCCUGAUAUAGGAGAAACUCUCUUGGAGAGUUUACAAGGAGCCAAUCUUAGAAGUGGCCUUACGUCCUUGGUGAUUGUUGACAGCUUCAAGGUGCCAACCAUCGUUCUUUGUCUUUUCGUUCACGUCUUGGGCAGGAAUACAGAUGGCAAACUUAUUGCAUGCCAAGCUGAUGUCAAUGGGAAACGCUUCGUUCCUUGCAGUGGCGCAGGAAAAAGGCCCGACGACUCGGUGUGUAGUGCAAUGGCUGUGCCAUAUCUUCUGGACGAGCCUCCAGAUGAAGAGACUGAUGCGGAAGAUGUAUGUAGAAUACUACCAAUGCGAUAUGAAGAGACAAUAUUGUAUGGCAAACAAAUGUCAUCUGUUGCAUCUGGCAAUGUAACUUCGAGACAGAUUUUGUCGGUAUUCGAGAUACUGUUUGGUCAGGCUCCAGAGGACGUGGAGGAUGAAUCACCACCAAAGCUUCUUGGUUUUCUUCUGAAGUGCAUUGAAGAUUCCUUCCAACUCCUUGAAAGCUCAGGACAUGGGUGGAUCAAGCUGUUGAUGGCCAUUGUAUGCGGUACCUUGGCGGUGGGUCCACGAGACGGUCUUGAACUGCUCAAUGAUCUUCAAAUUACAAAUGUCCCGUCUUUCACCUUGGCACUAUUUUCUUCCAUGAUCCCAAUAAAACUGGGAUUCUUGUCUGGGGAAGUACCCAUAGCUCAAGUUCAUUCUUUCCUAGUACAACAAAAUGCCGUUUGCGGCAACACAGCUGCCACGAAAAUUCUUCAACAAAGCAACUCCAAUGCCAUUUCUUGCAUUGCGAUGAAGCGCAUAAGCAACACCCGAAUCGAAGGCGAGCGGGGACGGAAUGUCACAGGCUCCCUUCAAGAUUUCUGUUUGGAGAUUCUGUUGGAGCAACGAACGAAAGCCAAUUGUCUUCAGGAGGAAAAUAAAGGAUACACCAAAGGUUUCGAAGCUUUCCUUGAGCUUGUUGCUUGCCAAAUUGAUAAAGGUGCCAAGCACAAUCCCCACCUCAGGAACAUCUUUGAAGCAUACAGAACCAAACAAAGAGAGCAAGGGACCAAUACCGAUGGCGACGAGUGGAAGGCUCAGAUCGUGGGAAAGUACAAGAAAAGGUAUCGUAAGGCUAACGGAUUUGCUGGAGGGGAGGGGCCAAAGGAUAUCUCAAUCUUGCUCAUGAUUUUGACCGAGUUUCAUGAUAAGAAGGGUGCCAAAGCAAUGGGAGAAUUCCUGUGCACAGAUUAUGGGAAACUCUUCCUCCCAUCAGGGUCUGUUGCCAACGCGGACUUGGACCUUACCCAGUUUCGAGGCAAAUGGAAUACCCUUCACCACAUUCGAAUCGAGUGUGCUACACAGAUCCUGAGAAUAUAUGAGGCCCAAGACGAUCGUGGGAAGUUGCGAGAUUGGAAACCUCAGUCGCAUCGAUUCGGGCGAAGAUUGGCCCCCAAGGUCCUGAGCAUGGUUGCGAAACAUGGCACUGACGUCAGAAUCCCAAUCAAAUGGGAGGCGGAUUUCCCGGUCUUCUCAAAAGUGCUGAAAGUUUGCAAGCAUGGAACUUUGCACGCCAUUCUUCUUGGACUGUUGAAAGCCAUUGUCCUUUCCAAUGUAAACGACAACGAUGUUAUUGGCCCCGUCAGCUAUGGUAAUACAAUCCUAGAAAGCGGAGAUCUGGCGAAAACUGAAGUGGACAAAAUGGAACUGGGCAAACUUUUUAAAUAUGGAGGCCAUCACACUAGUCCUUUUAAACUUGUCGCAUUCGUCAUUUCCGGGGACCAUGAUGACCUCCUCCAGAUGAUUGAAGAUGCCAUUAAGCACGAAAAAAACGACAAAGAAAUAAAUAGAGACUUGAAACAGCAAAAGAGGGAUGA
Molecule: messenger RNA, 2027 nt
Organism: Cylindrotheca closterium
Lineage: Eukaryota; Bacillariophyta; Bacillariophyceae; Bacillariales; Bacillariaceae
Source: the annotation of a GenBank genome assembly